Solanum dulcamara is the source of this 2267-nucleotide messenger RNA. RefSeq lists its product as hypothetical. The record is from RefSeq and is a predicted model, not a curated record. Bases 272 to 1960 code for a protein of 562 amino acids. NCBI's taxonomy places the organism in Eukaryota, Viridiplantae, Streptophyta, Magnoliopsida, Solanales, Solanaceae. The transcript is spliced from 2 exons.
UAUCGUUAAUUAUUAAAGCAGCAGCGGCCCCUAACUUGUAAAUAUAUUCUUUUUCUUCUCAACUUGCUCUCUUCUUACUCAACCCCUUCACCAAAAGAAAAAUUGAUUUUCCAUUUGAGUGCUCUAUCGACCAACCCCACCUCCCAUCCAUCUUCUUGUUUUUUUAUGUGUUGUUGGCAAGCUGAGAGUAAAUUCUUGAUAAAUAUUUUUGUAGGUUUUGAAGUUUGUCCAUUUUUUGUGUUGUAAUUGGGAAGAGGGAGGAAAAAGAAAUAUGUUAGGGAGGGAGUGUUGGUGUUGGAACAAUUUAUCUGAUUAUUACCCUGCAGUUGAACCGCAGAAAUUUUCUUUGCCUUUACCCCUUCCUAAAUGGCCUCAAGGCAAAGGUUUUGGUACAGGAAGAAUAUGUUUAGGGGAAAUUGAAGUUGUUCAAAUCACCAAAUUUAAGAAAAUUUGGGGUUGCAGCGCAUCCUUUGGAAAAUCAGACUGUGUUUCCUUUUAUAAACCAGAUGGAAUUCCAAAAGGAUAUUAUAUCCUUGGUCACUACGGUCAGCCAGAUGGUGAGCACAUAACUGGCUAUAUUCUUGCUGCCAAAGACAUAUCUGCUGUCAAAGAUUCAGCUUUAAAGCUUCCGGCUCUUCAAAAGCCUCUGAACUACACCUUAAUUUGGAGUUCAGACUCCCAAUACAAUGGAAGUGGUUAUAUUUGGAUGCCAAAUGCACCAGUUGGUUAUAAAUCUAUAGGAUUUUUGGCUUCUGUUGAGCCUAAUGAACCUGAUUCUGAUGAAGUUAGAUGUGUCCGAGCUGACCUGACGGAAAAUUGUGAGGCCUCUGAAAUGAUGUUUAGUUCAGAUUCCCUUUUCCAAAGGAACCAAUUUCAAGUUUGGAAAACUAGACCCUGCAAUAGGGGCAUGCUUUGUGCAGGAGUGUCUGUUGGGACGUUCUUCAGUAGUACAAGCUUCAGUCCUGGAGAUGAACUUGAUAUUGCAUGCUUGAAAAAUCUCGACUCUUCUCAACACGCAAUGCCCAAUCUUGAGCAGAUCCAUGCCCUCAUCAAGCACUAUGGACCAACAAUGUAUCUCCAUCCAGAUGAGAUUUAUUUGCCUUCCUCAGUUCCAUGGUUCUUCAUGAAUGGAGCUCUCCUUUACAAAGAUGGAAAGAAUAAUGGUACAGUCAUCAACUCAAAAGGCUCAAACUUGCCUGCCGGAGGGGUAAACGAUGGUCAAUAUUGGCUCGAUUUACCAAAUAAGGAUGAUGCAAAUAGAACCAGCGUCAAAUGUGGGAAUAUUGAGAGUGCAGAGCUCUAUGUUCAUGUUAAACCAUCUUUAGGAGGAACCUUCACAGAUAUUGCAAUGUGGAUAUUCUGUCCUUUCAAUGGACCGGCUACCGUCAAAAUUGGAUUGUUGAGUUUUGCUUUGAAUAAAGUCGGAGAGCAUGUUGGCGAUUGGGAGCACUAUACACUCCGUGUCAGCAACUUUUCUGGUGAGCUUUGGGGCGUGUAUUUCUCGGAGCAUAGUGGUGGUGAAUGGGUAGAUGCCUGCAACUUGGAGUUCAUUGAGGGUAACAAGUCGAUUGUAUAUGCAUCAAGACAUGGCCACGCAAGUUUCCCACAUUCUGGCUGCUAUCUUCAAGGCUCUUCUAAACUCGGGGUCGGACUGAGAAAUGAUUGUGCCCGUAGCAAAUACUAUGUGGACUCUAGCAGCAAAUAUAAAAUUGUAGCUGCUGAGUACCUUGGAGAGGGAGUUGUUGCAGAACCACCAUGGUUGCAGUAUAUGAGGGAAUGGGGUCCAACCAUCAUAUACGAUGGGCGAUCAGAAGUGGAAAAAAUAAUCAAGCAUCUUCCAUUUUUCAUGAGAUUUUCAAUGGAGAGUCUCAUUGAGCUAUUUCCAACUGAACUGUAUGGUGAAGCAGGGCCAACAGGACCAAAGGAAAAGGACAAUUGGUUGGGGGAUGAAAGAUGGUAGCCGGUAGGUGAUUUGACGUCGUGUUUUGGUAUCCCUAUCAUAGCUGCUCACGUCCCAAAUGUACAUAGCACCCCUAUGAAUUGGUCUAUUUCACACCAUUUCUUGCAUAUGUCGGAUGUGUGAAAGCUGCUUGAGUAGCAACACUGCAAUAGGGGGUUCAAAUGAAAAACCUUUUUUGGCAGCUGUCUAAAAAGUAUUGCUCCUACUGAUUAAUUAUCCUAUUCCCAUGUAAAUUGCAACAGCAAUCAUAAACUUUCCAUGAUUAAAGUUGUCUCGACAGUAGUCUAUUACACGAUCAACAAACUAA